This is a messenger RNA of Castor canadensis (American beaver), 3488 nucleotides long. NCBI's taxonomy places the organism in Eukaryota, Metazoa, Chordata, Mammalia, Rodentia, Castoridae. The record is from RefSeq and is a predicted model, not a curated record.
GCGAGUAGACCGGCGGCUGCGCGGGGCCGGGUGCUCUGGAGACGCCGGGGACCAGUUAGGGGUCCGGCGUUGCGUCUGAACGCGUGUGUGAAAACCCAGAAGAAAAGUCUUCCAUUCAGAACUGUGGGACUAAUUCUGUGUUAACCAACAAGAUGAAACACUCUGAGUUUAGCCCGGAAAAGAACAGAAAGGUUAAAAUGCCAGCGAGGAGACUUCGUGAGAUCAUUUCUCCAAAUCUGGGGGAUAGUUUGGCUGUGAUGAAAGAUGAGCUGUCCCGUGUUCCUCCGGCGUUGUCUGCAAAUAAACGCCUUCCUGUUCGAAUGGGGACUGGCUUAAAUGGAACAUUACGUGGUUCAUCAGAUUUAACUUCUGCUAGAAAUUAUCACCAGCCUCUGUUAGAAAAUCCCACUGUUUCAGAAAGUGAUUUUUCUAAAGAUGUAGUGCAGGGGCUGCCUUUGGAUAAAACAGAAGAGAGCAACAAACAAAAAGCAAAUGACAUCUUUAUUUCUCAGUACACCAUGGGACAGAAAGAUGCUCUAAGAGCAGUUUUAAAGCAAAAAGCUCAAAGCAUGCCCGUUUGUAAGGAAGUAAAAGUACAUCUUUUAGAAGACACAGGGACAGAAAAGGAUGCUGUUCCUCAGGAGGCUAGACCUUCACCCAGUGGAAUUGAUUCAGCUACAACUGUGGCUGCAGCAACUGCUGCUGCCAUUGCAACAGCAGCUCCACUGAUAAAGGUACAGAGUGAAUUGGAAGCAAAAGUUAAUUCUGUUGCAGAAUUACUUAAUAAGUUACAGGAGACUGACAAACACUUGCAACGUGUUACAGAGCAGCAAACAAGCAUUCAAAGUAAACAAGAGAAACUACAUUGUCAUGAUCGAAAGCAAAUGAGUGUGUUUAUGGAGCAGCACAUUAGGCACCGAAAAUUACAGCAACAGCAAAUAGAUAUUCAGACUCAUUUUAUUAGUGCUGCACUCAAGACUAGUAGUUUCCAGCCUGUUAACAUGCCCCCUUCCAGAGCAGUGGAAAAGUAUUUUGUAAAACCAGAACAUCUUAACCUGGGUAACAACCAUCUGUCUUCAUGUAAUACAUUUGCUUCCAAACAAGUACCUUUAAGAGAAACUGAAGAUAUGGGUUUUGAUGAACAGAAAUCUCCUCUGGAAACUCCAGCACCUCGCAGGUUUGCUCCUAUACCUGUUUCAAGGGAUGAGGAAAUAUCAAAGAAGGAAAAUUCUAUAGAAGAAAAAGAAAAUAUGGAAAUGUCAGGUUGUAGAGGAAAUGUAAGACUAUUGGAACAAAUAUUGAAUAACAAUGAUUCUUUGACAAGAAAAAGUGAAUCAUCAGAUAUAAACUCACUAAGCAGAUCAAAUUUGGGAUGGAUUCCUGAGAAAAGAGAAAGCAUUGAAACGCUACCUUCUCAAAGAGUUCCUUCCUAUGAAGAGCUAGGAACAGCUAAAGGGACUAUACAGAAGUACAAUGAUGUUCUUCAUGACCUGGGCCAAAAAAAGAAAGAAAUGAAUGGCAACCUCCAGCCAAAAGAAUCUCCAAUUACACUGAGGCUUGCUGAUCUACCACAGAGUUCUGUUAAAUUUCAACCAACCAAUACAGCAAGGUCUAUAUUGAAAGAUGCUGAGAAAAUUUUGAGAGGAGUACAAAACAAUAAAAAAGUACUUGAAGAAAACUUAGAAGCUAUUAUUCGUGCAAAGGAUGGAGCUACUAUGUAUUAUUCAUUUAUCAAUGCUUUAUCUGCCAAUAGAGAGAUGUCAGAGAAAAUUAGGAUCAGAAAGAAAGUAGAUGAAUGGAUUAAAACCAUUUCUGCAGAAAUUCAGGAUGAACUAGCAAGAAAAGAUUAUGAACAAAAGAGAUUUGAUCAGAAGAAUCAAAGCACCGUGAAAACUCAGAAUAGGAGUAAAUAUAUUAAAACCAAUACACAAGACAGAACUGUGAACAAGUCUGUAAUUCCAAGAAAACCUGUUGAAAAACAUGCAGAAGGGCAUUUCAGAAGUCCACCUAUGAAAAAUAUGCCUGCUUCAAGUUUACAGAAAGAGAGGAAAGAAGGGCUUUUGAAAUCAACCACAGUUAUACAAGAUGAGGAUUACAUGUUACAAUAUGGAAAACCAGUUUACCAGGGUCAUCGCAGCACUCUUAAAAAAGGACCGUAUCUCAGAUUUAAUUCUCCGUCCCCAAAGUCCAAGCCACAGAGACCCAAAGUCAUAGAACGAGUUAAAGGCACUAAAGUAAAGUCAAUAAGAACACAGACUGACUUUCAUGCAACAAAACCUAUGAAGAUGGAUUCUAAAAUGCAACAUCCCACUCCUGCACUACCUCAUGGCGAUCAGCAAUAUUUGUUUAGUCCAAGCAGAGAAAUGCCUACUCUUUCAGGUACACUAGAAGGCCAUCUAAUUCCUAUGGCAAUACUUUUAGGACAAACCCAAAGUAAUAGUGAUUCCAUGCCAUAUACUGGAGUAAUUAUAAACAAGCCACAUCCUAUAACUGUGACUACUUCCAUUCCUCCAUCAUCUCGAAAAGUAGAGGCGAGAGUAAAGAAACCUAAUAUAGCAGUUGUAGAAAUGAAGUCAGAAAAAAAGGAUCCUCCUCAUCUUACUGUACAGGUAUUACCUAGUGUAGAUAUUGACAGCAUUUCAUACAGCAGUGCUGAUGGUGGUUCCCUGUUGCCUAGUCCCAAAGAAGCCUCUCUUCCUCCUUUGCACACCUGGAUUCAGACUCCAGAAUUUGUGAAGGUGGAUGAAGAAGAAGUGAAGUUUCCAGGAACUAAUUUUGAUGAAGUAAUUGAUGUUAUACAGGAAGAAGAACAAUGUGAUGAAAUUCCAGAAUAUUCUGAACCAAUGCUGGAGUUUAACAGAAGUGUUAACAUUGUUUCUACAAAAUAUAAUGGUCCUCCAUUUCCUCCCAUUGUUUCUGCAUUUCAGCCUACUACUGAUGUUCUGGAUAAAGUAAUUCAGAGAAAAGAAACACUGGAAAAUAGUUUAGUUCAGUGGGUAGAACAAGAAAUAAUGUCAAGAAUUAUCUCUGGGUUCUUUCCAGUCCAGCAACAGGCCAGACUUAAUGCCAGUGUUUCAGUCAGUGAGGCAAGUAAAGCAUCAACUUCUGACAUUGUGGAAGGAACAAGCAGUGGUGCUCUUCAGCUUUUUGUUGAUGCUGGGGUUCCUGUGAAUUCAGACAUGGUUAGCCAUCUUGUGAAUGAAGCUCUUGCUGAGACCAUAGCUGUCAUGCUGGGUGACAGAGAAGCAAAGAAGCAAGAUCCUGUUGCUACAAGUGUUUCUGGUGAUAUUUCAACAAAUGAAACAUACUUGCCGGCACGAGUGUGUACCCCAGUGGCUACCCACAGCCUACUCCUCCUCGCUCACCUUCAUCACUUUCUGAGGAGCGCGUGUUAUGUAAUGUCUGUGGCUAAGGAUGAAGAACCUGAGAGUUGGACUUCCUCUCAGCCUGCACCCCAGAAUCAAUUCCCUUUACGCCAUUUCUUGCGG